This is a messenger RNA of Trypanosoma cruzi, 700 nucleotides long. RefSeq lists its product as uncharacterized. The record is from RefSeq and is a predicted model, not a curated record. NCBI's taxonomy places the organism in Eukaryota, Euglenozoa, Kinetoplastea, Trypanosomatida, Trypanosomatidae. The transcript has a single exon. The annotation marks the transcript as partial.
AUGGCCACAACGGGGGAUGAGUUGCGGUCGCUUGUGGAGCUUGUAUUUCGGCAGCGCCACGAGGAGGUGUUGACAUGUGAGAGUGUUGUCGUGAUUGGGCGUGGGGCGUCCAAUAAGGGAUCGAAGGCACGUCUACUGGCGCUGUGCCGUCCCUUUGCACCUUCCACGUCAUCGUCUCCAUCGUCUGUAUCGCAGACAACAUUGAAUGUUGUGCGAGUGGAAUCAGGGCGUGUGGUGAAGGUGAAGUUAGUGUUUGUUGUGGCACGCCUUGUGGAUGUGAGCCAUGACGGCAGUUUUGAUGCUACUUUUAAUUUUGGCGGGAGUGGCAUGAUAUCCGUUGCCUUCGAGUCACACAUUCAACGGGAGAUGUUCGUUGCGGCUGUUCGUAAAGUGCAACGUGACCUGCAGCCACAUGUAGCGACCGUCUCGAGGGAUGUGCGGGCAUUGUUGACCGAUGCACUGGGCGCCGAGGUGGAGGCGGACGCUGCGGCUCGUGUGAAGAGUCUGCGGCAUGAGAAACGCCGUGCUCUGACUGCGGAGGAUGAGCAGCGGCUGCAGCAUUUUCUUGGGCGACACGGUUUUGAUGACAUACGAAGCACAGAGAAGUCCCUGUCCAUGCGGCAGAAGGAGGCGGAGUUGUCGUCUGUGGAGGUACUUCUGGCGUCCGUUGGUGCAUGGGAGGUGGUGCGCUCCCGCAUUG